This is a messenger RNA of Numida meleagris (helmeted guineafowl), 2958 nucleotides long. RefSeq names its product DENN domain containing 2D (gene DENND2D). Lineage: Eukaryota; Metazoa; Chordata; Aves; Galliformes; Numididae. The coding region runs from base 119 to 1525 and encodes 468 amino acids. The transcript has 12 exons. The record is from RefSeq and is a predicted model, not a curated record. Gene Ontology annotation, cellular component: nucleoplasm; cytosol.
CUCUCCGCCCCGUCCCUCCUCCCCCGGGAAAGCGAAAGCGCAGCGGGCGGAAGCGGAGCUCCCCGUAGCGCCGCACCGGGGCUGCUCCACGUCGGGGCCGCUCCACGUCGGGGCCACCAUGGCCUCCUCCAUCGGCAGCUUCUUCCGACGGAGCCUACGGCGCUCGGGCCGCAGAGAAGGCAAACAGGAGGCACCUGCAGCAGACAGCAUCCCCUCACGUGUGCCGCUGGGAAAGGCAGGGGAACGGAGCUCCGUCCUCUACUCGGCCGGGCAGUUCUUCUUCGAGUACCUGGUGGUGGUGUCACUGAGGAAGAUGUCGGAUGGACGUUAUGAACCCAAGAUAGCAUACCAGUUCCCAAAGCGGGAGAACCUCCUGAAGGGCCAGAAGGAGGAGGAGGAGCGGCUCCUGCAAGCCAUCCCCCUCUUCUGCUUCCCCGAUGGCAACAACUGGGUGCCGGUCACCACCUUCCCCAGUGAAACCUUUUCCUUCGUCCUGACGAAUGUGGACGGCAGCAGGAAGAUUGGUUACUGCAGGCGGCUGCUGCCCUCUGGCCGUGGUGACCGCCUCCCCGAGGUCUUCUGCAUCAUCAGCUGCCUGGGCUGCUUCGGGCUCUUCUCCAAGAUCCUGGACGAGGUGGAGAAGAGGCGUCAGAUCUCCAUGGCGGUGAUCUACCCCUUCAUGCAGGGCCUGAGGGAAUCGCCCUUCCCAGCUCCGGGGAAAACAGUCACCAUUAAAAGCUUCAUCCCCGAGUCGGGCACAGAGCUCAUUGAGCUCACGCGUCCUGUGGACGCCCACCUGGAGCACGUGGAGUUCUCAGCGCUGCUCCAGCGGCUCAGCCCCAUCCUCAUCCUGCACAUCUUCGCCUCGGCCGUGCUGGAGCGGCGGCUCAUCUUCCUGGCCGAGGAGCUGGGUGUCCUCUCGCAGUGCAUCCACGCCGUGGCUGCUCUCCUCUACCCCUUCACGUGGGCUCACACCUACAUCCCCGUGGUCCCCGAGUGCCUGCUCGACACCGUCUGCUGCCCUACGCCCUUCAUGGUCGGCAUCCAGAUGCGGCACUUGGAGCGGGUGCUGGAGCAGCCCAUGGAGGAGGCUCUGAUAGUUGACCUGUGCGAAGGGAAGAUCCUCCGGGCGGUGGGCGAUGAGGAGGAAAUCUUGCCCGUCAAGCUGCAGAACGAGAUGCUGGCGUCUCUGAACAGGCACAACAACAACAACAACGUACACACCUCCGAGCAGGUGAACGCGCUCGUCUCCGAGGCCUUCGUGCAGUUCUUUGUCCGUCUGGUCGGGCACUACGCCUCGCACAUCAAGUGGAGCAAGAACGGCCCGGGCACCUUCCAGGAGCGAGCCUUCUGCAAAGCCAUCGCCUCCAAGACCAACCGCAGGUUCGUGAAGAAGUUUGUGAAGACCAACAUGUUCUCCCUAUUUAUUGAGGACGCGGAGAAGAGCAGGAUCCCGCAGGAAGCGUACUUCCAGCAGAAGAUAACAGAAUACCACGAGCAGAAGAAGCACCGAAGGGACUCCUGAGCAGAGCCUGAGGGGACAGGCACCGAGCAGAGCUCUGCCCGCAGCGCUGUGCGUUCCAUCCGUGCCCCAUGCAAGGGGCAGAGCGCUCCGGAUUCUGCUGGCUCUGUCCUGCCCGUCACUCAUGGAAAGCACUGAGCACCGGUUUCUGCCCUUUCCCUUUUCCCUCAGGGCACCGUUGCACUGGAAAAUUCUUCUGCACCGAGCGAGCAAGCAGGUUGGGGUGUCUCUUCCCACGUGGCUGGGAUGGGACCCACAUAGGGCUCAGUGCCUGGCCCCACGCUGAGCUGUGCCCUGGGGCACCCCAGCACUGCGAGUGCUGAUGGAGGGAAGCAGAGGGCGGCUGCAGGACCAGUCAUUGCUAAAGGAAAAAAAAUGGACAAGCGAUGAGUAGGAAGCACUGUUGAUUUCCAAGUAAAAGAAACGUAGGUUUUGCAAAUAGGUAGCGUCCUAUGAAAUAGGUGUCUGAGGAUUCUGGUAUCUGGAGUAGCUGUUGGCUUUGUUGGUACUGGGUAGAGCCACGAGCAUGGUUCAGCUGUUGUUGGGAGAAAUGGGCAUGCUCCUUUCCCCCGGGUUACUCAUUCACGCCGUAAGCAAACUGGGAAGGUCACAGGGCUCUGUUCUGCAGCGGGGAGAGCAGCGCUGGGGAGGAGGAAGUGCUGGUUAAAUCUCGUAGUAAAACGUGGCAACGUCCUCCUCGCUGCUGGGUUUGAUGCCAACUUCUCAAACCUUGUGGUUCGUCUCUGAGGCGUGAUGCCCGCAGCAGACUCGAAAUACAGCUCCCCCCUUUUCUAAUGCAUCCGCCCAGGAAACAAGGGUUGCUGCACAGGCUUGGGGCUGCGGGUCUGUCCAGUUCUUCACCAGGCAAGGGACCUUCCCUUGGGAGAAAAGGGAUGAGCAGGGAGAGAUGCUCGCUCUUCGCAGCAGGAGGGGGGAGAUGGGCAGGGCUCCAUCCUGCUCUCCAGGGCAGGAUGGCUGAGCUGCCCCCUCUCAGUACUGCGCCAUGCAGGUGCUUAUCUGAAGUAUCUCUCAAUGUAACUUCCUUUUUAAGACAUCUUCCCCGGUGGCACUGAGCUGCUGCUGAAGGCCCCGGGGAGAGAUUUUGGGCAGAGCUGCUGGAAUGGCAACAGAACUGAGGCAGGUGCAAAGGGCGUUUGCUGCAGGAAUAGCUGUGCAUGCAACCAUGCACCAACACGAGCAGCACAAGAGCUGCUGGGCAGAGGAUGAGGAGGGAAUAGCAGUGAUGUGCUCCAGCCACGCUGGAAGGAGGACGGUGACUUUUUGCUCCACGUGUGGUUGGGGAGGGGAGGGGGGAAAAAAAAACAGGGUUGGCACUGUAGAUAUCUCCUUUGUGUCCACAAGGCCCACAGCACGGGUGGGGAGAUAGUUACAAGCAGCCUAUGGGAAAUUAAAGGUUAGAGUUCUUUAUCUGUGUA